This is a messenger RNA of Phytophthora sojae, 456 nucleotides long. RefSeq lists its product as hypothetical. NCBI's taxonomy places the organism in Eukaryota, Oomycota, Peronosporomycetes, Peronosporales, Peronosporaceae. The record is from RefSeq and is a predicted model, not a curated record. The transcript has a single exon. Gene Ontology annotation, molecular function: protein dimerization activity. The coding region runs from base 1 to 456 and encodes 151 amino acids.
AUGAUAACAGUUCCUGAUCCAGCUAAGACGAGCGUCCGCAGACCGGAGAGUAUCCUGGAAUUUUGGCAUCGGCAGCAGCAGUCCAAGCGCUACGUCUUGCUACCCGUGGUUGCUCGCAUCCUGUUUGCAGUCCCAUCUUCGUCUGCUCAGAUUGAAAGGGACUUCGGCCACAGUGGGCAAAUGGUGACUGCCCUGCGAGCUUCUACAAGCACGGCUAAUAUCGACAUGGCUUGCUUCCUUCAUCAACACCGGUCAUUUGUCGAUGUGUGCCAGUGCCCAAAGCUGAAAGCAUCCGAAGUCGACGAACACAUUCCAAGCAAUGUCAAGAUUAACCUGGAUCCCGAGGUAGUGGAGCGAAUGGAAUGGAAUCAGCUGGCACAAGCGUGCUUUUCGACAUCAAGCGCUAGCGCAUUUGCUUCUUACAACGAGGAGGAGACGAAAGACUCAAGCUGUUAG